Molecule: messenger RNA, 960 nt
Organism: Periconia digitata
Lineage: Eukaryota; Fungi; Ascomycota; Dothideomycetes; Pleosporales; Periconiaceae
Source: the annotation of a GenBank genome assembly
UACCCUAUCCAAGGAAACAUAUUACCAUGUAACUCUUUACCAGUAUAUAAAAAAAUGCGAUCCACCACCCUCUCCGCAGCAAUCCACCCUUCGCCAAAGCGCAAACGUGAUCCACCACCCCCGCCUAUUCCCCAUAUAAACACCACCCUGCGCACAGAAACCACACCGCCUCGAGACAGCCCAGAACCAGACAGCCCCAGAAAUGCCGUUGCCGAUCAGCUCCAGAGCAUGAGCUUGAAGAAUAUUCCGUCGAUCCACAUGGGCCCCCUUUCGCCUACCGACGAUAUCAUGCGGAAGAAGCCCAAACUGCAGGACAAAAGCAGGGUGGAUAGCGGGACAUCGCUGGACGAACAUCUCGCAGGGGUAAACAUAGGACUGCAGCAGGAUGGUCAGAAAGACUCCAAAAAUUCGGUCGCUGUGAACACAUUACCAGUCCGUCGUAAGGAGAUACCAGAAACACCUGAGGCAAAGCAACCCCGCACUCUCCUCAACACAGUGCCCGCCUUUGCACAACUCCCAACAUCAUCUUUCCCAACAUCGCUAUCGCAACCGCCUAUCGUCGGAAGUGAUGAUGCAAAGACCAAAGAAAACACACAACCACGCCGUCGUACCAAAUCCGUCUCACCUCCGCCUUCACCGCUCACGUGGCAGGACAGCGAGAUCACGGGACACCUUGCAGACCCAUCCAAAGAUCCUGAUGAUGAUGGGACAGGUCUGAAUGGGAUCGGCUUUCGGCCCACCCCGGCCACAGCUUAUGCGCGAGCUCAGAGAAGAAGGCAGCAGGUGCUGGAUUGGAAAGCCAGAGAAGCGCGGGAAGCUAGAGCUAAGAGAUCCGAAAGGAGGAGGAGAGGUGUCGGAGGUGCUUCAUCAAGGGAAGCGACGGUAGAGAGGGAAACACGUACCGUAGAUACAGCGAUAACAUCUGAUACUUCCCGGAGGACCGUGAAGUUUGCAGUAUAG